Messenger RNA from Limulus polyphemus (Atlantic horseshoe crab), 1139 nucleotides. Its product is annotated as thymosin beta-4-like. NCBI's taxonomy places the organism in Eukaryota, Metazoa, Arthropoda, Merostomata, Xiphosura, Limulidae. Gene Ontology annotation, cellular component: cytosol. The record is from RefSeq and is a predicted model, not a curated record. The transcript has 4 exons. Gene Ontology annotation, biological process: actin filament organization. The coding region runs from base 16 to 426 and encodes 136 amino acids. Gene Ontology annotation, molecular function: actin monomer binding.
ACGGAAAUAAGUCGCAUGAGCAGAAGUAGACAGUUGUGUUUAGGUCCGAGUCCUACGUUUCGAACUCCAGAAGUUCAGUUUGUCUUUAACCAUGAAUUUUAUAGUAACGGGAGUUUUUUUAUGAUUUGUUUCUGCCGAGUUCUACCGAUAGCCAUGUCUAGCCCAAAAAAGGAAGAUCUCCCUGCCGUUCCCUCAGCCAUGAAGGACGAACUUGCCAAUUUUGACUCUGGAAAAAUGAAACACGCACAUACAGUAGAGAAGAAAGUUCUCCCAUCUACUGAAGAAAUCAAACAGGAGAAGGAGCAACAGGAGCUUUUGAAAGGCAUCAAAUCCUAUGACCCUUCUAAGCUCAGACCCACAGAAACGCAGGAAAAGAAUGAACUUCCUACCAAGGAAACUAUUGCCCUAGAAAAAGGUGCAGCCUGAGAAAUUACUUGCUUUCUGCUUGGUGUUGACAAGUUACUACAUCAUGAAGUGUUUCGUGCAUGCUAUGUUGUCAUAAUAACUUAAAGCUUUCAUGGUGCUGCCCAGUCCUAAUGAGUUUCUUUUAAAAAAAAAAGCUUGGUGACCAAACCAAAAUUAAUUUCUCUGGGUUGAUUUCUGUUACCACAUUUAGUCAUCCUUUAAACAUUUACUCAUUUUUUGUGUAAUGGAUUAUCUAACUAAAAAUUUUUGUUUUAAAGGUUCAAUAAACACACAUUCAGGUUUUUAAUACACUUUUCAAUAGUCUAUUUAUUUGAACUUUGUUAAUUGGUGGGGAGUCUGUUGUAAAUGUGUAAAUUUAAUACUAACCAGUUACAUUUUUUAUGCAUUAAGUUACUACACUAAAUAUCUAAAAUUGUAAGGAUCAUAAUCAAACUUGAAUUUUAACCUUCCAUGAUUUAUAUCUUUGUAGGAUAAAUUGCUACUGAGCUCAAUAGAUAAGGUUUUGCAAAUUUUCUGUAAUAUAUCUCAAACAUUCUUUAUGUAACGGUUCCAUAUUAGAUUUUAAACAUGAAUGAAAACCAUUCCAUCUUCAAAAUGAUGGUGUUUUUUGUAAGCCACAGCUCUUAAUUUUACAUUCCUAACACUAGUUAUAAAUGUUUGUCUAAUUUUUGUACAUUCUUGUGCUUUCAAUAAAUUGCUCACAUCAAUCCAGA